AUGGGCAUUCAAGGUCUCCUUCCCCUGCUCAAGUCAAUUCACAAACCAUGCCACCUUAAACAACACUUUUCUGGUAAAACCCUGGCUGUUGAUGCCUACGGUUGGCUGCACCGCGGCACUAUUGCCUGUGCCAUUGAUCUUGCCCAAGGCAAACCCACCAGGAAAUGGCUCGACUUUGUCAUGCAUCGAGUCCGCAUGCUUCAACACUUCGAUAUCACUCCGUAUCUUGUCUUUGAUGGCGACUAUUUGCCCAGCAAAUCUGGAACCGAGAAGGACCGCGCUGCCCGCCGAAGGGAGAGCAAAAUCAAAGGCCUCGAGUUUCUGCGUUUAGGCAAGGCCACGCAAGCCCAGGCCGAGCUGCANAAGAGUAUUGAUGUGACGCCCGAAAUGGCCCGUCAGCUCAUUGACGAGCUCAGAAAGCUCAACCUGCCUUACAUUGUUGCUCCUUACGAAGCCGACUCACAGAUGGUCUACCUGGAACGAUGUGGUCUGGUUCAUGGCAUUGUCUCCGAAGACUCGGAUCUUCUGGUCUUCGGCGCUCGCUGUCUGCUUACCAAGCUCGAUCAAUAUGGAGAGUGCAUUAUGAUCAAGCGUGACGACUUCACUGCCUGUCGCGAGAUUAGUCUAGUCGGCUGGUCCGACGCUGACUUCCGACUCAUGGCCAUCCUGAGUGGAUGCGACUAUCUGCCUGGCAUCGAGAAGAUGGGUCUCAAAACUGCAUACCGCAUGAUUCGCAAGCACAAAACCGUCGACCGCAUCAUCCGCUCUGCGCAGUUCGAAGGCAAGAUCAAGGUCCCUCCCGGCUAUCUCGAGGCUUUCGCUUGUGCCGAAGCCACCUUCCUUUACCAAUGGGUCUAUUGUCCUGAAUCUCGGUGCCUGGUCAACUUCAGUGAACCUGCUCCUGGUGUUGACCUCACUCAGUUUCCCUGCAUCGGCAAGCACGUUGAGGCCGAAGUUGCAGCUGCUGUGGCGGUUGGCGACCUACACCCUCAUACGAAGCAACCGCUUUGUCCGUCCAAGAUUCCGCGAAACGUAUUCCAAACCAGUUCUCGCAGUCGUGCCCAAGCUCUUCAGACACCUGAUCUGAAGAAAUAUAAGUCGAUUGAUAGCUUCUUCAAGCCUCAGCGCACUCCUCUAGCCGAGCUUGACCCAAAUAGCUUCACACCGUCGCCUAGUCAGCAACGACUUUUACAGCGCAGUCCCGCUUCUUGGUCAGCCGAGCCUCUUCGACGACCUUCACUGCUUUCACGUGCAGCUUCGACCACACAUGCACCACAGUUAUCACAGCGCUCUCCGCCAGGACUAUCUCGAAACAAAUCCGGUUCGCCGAAGCGCCAGCGCUUAUGUUCUGACGGAUCAUAUGCUUCUCCACUGUCAACACCUCUUGAGCGAGUCGAGUCUGGGACAAGCAAGUUUUUCAAGACUGACAAAGCGCGCAAAAGUCCUGUGCUUGAGAGGUCAAACAGUAUAUCGAAAGACGAAUUCCAUCUCUGGUCUGAUGAUUCGAUCGAACAGGCCAUGACUUUGUUGCCAUGCGCAGCAGAUCGACAAAGCUCGAUCGGAUCGACGAAGAAGCUUUCGGUGUUUCAAGAUGCUGGUAGCUCAGACGUGCCUAACGAGACCUCCGACAGGACAACCGAGACACCCUUUACAGCUGGGCUGGCAAACGAGAUGCAGUCAUUACGGAGCAGAUUCUCUUACCAGCAUACCACCUCCACUGAUGCUGUGACAGAUCAGGCCACUGCAAAUGAGUCGAAGCGAAAGAGAAACGAAACAGAGGGGGUGAUUCCAUGUUCGUCACCAGUAAUGGAUCGAAAGAGUCACGAGAUUUUGCAAGACGACGGUACAAACGAUGAUAUCAAUGAAGCCGACUGGCUUUCUGCAGAAUCUCAACCCUUAAGCCGUUCCUCAGGUCAGAACACACAAUCUAGUGGUUCGAGCAAGCCAUGCUUCUCGCAAGGUAGUGAAGACCUUUUGAUCCCGGACAGCGAAGGCGAAGAAGAUGAUGAGGAAGAACAAGGUCUACACCGUCGACCCAGCUUUCCUCUGAAUCUUGCGAGAUUUGCAUUCACGGGUUGA
This is a messenger RNA of Aureobasidium musti, 2079 nucleotides long. NCBI's taxonomy places the organism in Eukaryota, Fungi, Ascomycota, Dothideomycetes, Dothideales, Saccotheciaceae. The record is from the annotation of a GenBank genome assembly.